AAAAUGACAACAAACAAUUGUUGAUUUAGUAUAUAAUUUGCGAAAAUGAUGCAGAUAAGUGAUUUUUAUGACGGAAAUUAGGCGCAUAACUUUAGAAAAUCAUACAACGCAGAUUUCAGGAAGAAGAUACGAUUUUUGCUAAUUUAUUGAUUUUUAUUCUAUUUAUUCUAAUUAUUUUCAAUUAAAGAACUGUGAAAUAAAAAACAUUUGCUACCCGAAAAAUCUUUGCACAGACUGUUAAUUAUUAUGUCUGUCAUAUGAAUUACAAAUUUCUAAUGUACUUGCUGGUUGCAGUGGGAAGGCGAUCUCGAAGAUAAUAUGAUAACUAUAUUUCUAUAUUUGAAGAAAAAACGUUGUCGGUGUCCUUGAUUCAUUUACCGUUUAAAGACACUCUCGAAAACCAGAGGCUGAAGGCAAUCACGAUUGACAAGCUUGUGUCGCGUCGGCUGGCUGCGUUGGCACAAGGCUAUUUGGUGGACAAUUUAGCUUUUCCAAGCAAAAAAGAAGGAGUUGAAUCAAGCAAACAACAAAAAAUUCCGAACGCACAUACAGAGCAGACCAAACAGGGCAGGGGCAUUUUCCAAGCUCGAACUAGGAUCAAUUUCGACCAACACCAGACUCUACGGUAUUGAUCUAUUUUCGUGCCGAUUGAAGUACAUGCAAUUGAGACAUGAUCUACGACCAAGAUGUGUAACCUUUUUCAUAUAAAAAGAAACGAAUUUUUCAACAAACCAUACAAUCGUCAACCAUAGUCCAUCGAGCAACGACAAAAAUGGCUCUCAAAAUAGCAAUCUUUGCUGCUAUCAUCGCCGCUGCGCAUGCAAUUGCCGUUGGAUACCCAGGAUAUCAUGCAGGACUCCCAGCAGUGGCUAAAAUCGCUGCGCCAGUCGUUGCUGAUUACGACCCCAACCCUCAGUACAGCUACAGUUACGCCGUUGCGGAUGCAAUCACCGGCGACAACAAGAGUCAACAGGAAUCUCGCUCCGGAGACGUCGUAACCGGUUCGUACUCGUUGAUCGAACCUGAUGGCACCCAGCGCGUGGUCGAGUAUACCGCCGACCCAGUGAACGGAUUCAACGCCGUCGUGCAUCGUGGUCCACUGGCAGCUAAGGUCAUUGCCCCGGUAGCCAAAAUUGCGGCUCCCUAUGCUGCGCAUCCACUGGCUCAUCCGUUGGCUCACCCCUUGGCACAUCCCUUGGCUCAUCCACUUGCUCGCCCAUAUAUCGGUUAAACAAGGAUCGCUGAAAAUUGAUACACAUUCACCUCAUCUAGGCACUAUACUCCAGCAGUAUUGAUGAUUUCAUAAAAUGUCGCAAAGUUUUAUGUUGUAAAUACUUCUGUGCACUCCAUAAAGCACGAAAAGCAUGACAAUACAAUAAUUGAUUUGGACGCGAGAUUUUCACGAAUGCCACCUGAUAGCACAAGAAAUAGUAUUUAAGCCAGUUCAAGUUAUAUACGUCAAACGCAUACUGCAAAUAAAAUCUGUUAUUAACAGUA
Messenger RNA from Armigeres subalbatus, 1497 nucleotides. Its product is annotated as larval cuticle protein A2B-like. NCBI's taxonomy places the organism in Eukaryota, Metazoa, Arthropoda, Insecta, Diptera, Culicidae. The coding region runs from base 773 to 1231 and encodes 152 amino acids. The record is from RefSeq and is a predicted model, not a curated record. The transcript is spliced from 5 exons. Gene Ontology annotation, cellular component: extracellular matrix.